UUUAAUUUUUGUAGAAUUCCAAGUACACUUUCAAUGUGUCCUGCUAGUCUGUAGCUAGAAGUAGACGUUCCUGGAAAAGCAAGGAGGGAUCUUCUCACAGUUAAUGAUAUUUGGUCUGAUGAACUGAAAAACAAAAGGAAGACAGAAAAUCUUGACAACGUAGAAGAUGUUGAUGAAGAAAGGAAAUGGUUAUUAGAUUUAUUGUUGGAGGAAUCUGAUGCGGAUUCUGGGAAUGCCUUUUGCUAUUCGUCUUCAUCGAGAUUGGCUAUUUAGCGUUGGGGAUGAUCGAUCACUUCGUGUUUGGAUAAUGCAUGGACUUCAAAUUUUCGAAAAUAUGGGCAUAGUGCACGUCUUUUGCUUCGGAAAUUUUUGAACGAGCAAAACUGAUUUUUAAGGAUGGGAUUGAUGAAUAUUUGUGUAUUUGGAGAUGGACAGGUUUUAUAAAAAUUUUUAGAAUAAUCUCGUUUAUAAUACUCUUUAUAAUACCCUCUAUAAGACCCCCCAAUUUUUAAAUUGUCAUUAAAAUUUGCGGACAUCCGCAAAAAUUGUCCGCAAAUAUAGUAUUUUUAUGGGUUGCCACUGUCAUAUGGCCAAUGUGUGAGGGAGCUACCUAACAAAUAAGUGGUACUUCUAUGUAAGAUAAAGUCCACAAAGUUCCGCAAAAAUUUGCGGACAUCCGUAAAAAUUGUCGCAAAAAUUUUUAUGGGUUGUAACUGUCAGGUGGCCUUUGUGUAGGGUGGUCACUGUCAGGUGGCCGCUUUGUGUUUAAAGCAUUCUUCCAAUUUUAAAAAUCAAUCGGAAAUUCUUAAUUUGGUAUUUUCUAAAAAAUUUUUUUAAUUUUUGCGGACGUCAGCAAAAAUUUGCAGACUUUUUUAUUUCCUUUUUUUUAAAAGUUAAUUUAUCUCGGAUGGGUGAUUUGGUUAGUGUUUGUCUUCCUCUUUCUGAAGUUGAUCAUUGUUCCAGUUUUGAACCAAGGCAUUUUUUUGAAUUUGGCUCG
Messenger RNA from Meloidogyne enterolobii, 997 nucleotides. The record is from the annotation of a GenBank genome assembly. Lineage: Eukaryota; Metazoa; Nematoda; Chromadorea; Rhabditida; Meloidogynidae.